This is a messenger RNA of Sclerotinia sclerotiorum 1980 UF-70, 678 nucleotides long. RefSeq lists its product with no specific name. Bases 1 to 678 code for a protein of 225 amino acids. NCBI's taxonomy places the organism in Eukaryota, Fungi, Ascomycota, Leotiomycetes, Helotiales, Sclerotiniaceae. The record is from RefSeq and is a predicted model, not a curated record. The transcript has a single exon.
AUGCUCUCCAAAACUUCCACAUUUGCCCUCGUCGCCGCCAUCGGCCUUACAUCCGCUGCGCCCACACCAGCCGGUGGCUCCUCCGCUCCCAUGUCCUGCGCAGCUUUGUGGCCAGGAGUUCUCGAGGACAUCUGGGAAGGAAAGCCGCAACAUAUCGCUUAUAACACACUAUCCCAGGAAGCUUCCGACCCCAGCCAAGGUCAUUUCGGCAUGGGCGCAACAUGGAAUGGAACUGCAUGGACCUCGCGAGAAUACACCUAUGCAUCUUUUGACAUCCCAGCUGAUGCGAAAAAUUGCGCACUUUGGUCAUCAUUCCCUGCGAGCAAAAACGACUACGAGGCCAUUCAAGGGCCAUUGAACCCGCAGGUUCAAACAUUCAGUCCCUCCACAACCCUCGAUUCCAGCGACCUUACAUUCUGGGAUGUCUUCCCUGUCGGUAGCGCACCCAACGUCGAAGAAUUUGCAUCAACUACCUUAAUAGCUGGACAAAAAACUUACAUCGGGCCCUUUGACUGCUCUUCAGCCUCUAAGGCUGAGUUCAUCGUGGGCAUCGCCAACAUGACCGGCCCAAAUGAGAACGAGGCAUCAGUUUACCAGUUUCGCGUCAACAAUACCGCUCCUCGACACUAUGGAUUGGUCGUAACAUAUGGCACCCAGAUCUGUCUCCCAAACUUCUAA